AUGCAAUCCGAAAGCCUCAGCUACGCUCAAGCCAUUGAAGUCUUUCUUCAGUUUGAGUUUGAGAAUCAGCAAGAGAAGAACAAUGAGCUUGAGGAUGAGGAGCUUACGCUGCCAGCUGCAGUGAGGAAGCCCAAGGCCAAGGCAGCACCGCCAAAGGAUCCCAAGCAGGACAAGGAAACCCCUUCCACCAAGCGCAAGGGCCAGGACCCCGCAGAGAACCCAACAAGCAAGAAAAGCAAGGGCCCCACAGCCGACGCAGCCGAAGCCGACAAGCCAGCACGCAAAACAAGCAACAACUCCAAAGCUGAGGCCCCAACAGAGGCAUCGACAACUUGCACUGAGAAGACAAGAGGCAAGAAAAGCAACAGUGCCAAAGCCCCCUCGGAGCCAGUGUCCACAGACCCGAGUGAGAUGAAGCAGAAGGAGAAGAAGAACAAGGCCAAGAAUAAGACUCCCAAGCCUACAGCUCCUGAAGAAGAGGCGCCCGAAGACACAGAACAUCCCGAAGCAGCAGCUGAACCCGAAGCCCCAGCCCCAGCUGUGACAACCAAGAAGCUGAAGAAGAAAAAGAAAGCAGCUGCAACAAACCAUGCGAGCUCAGAGCAUGGGAAUGACAAGAAAAGGCCAGCAGCAGCAGGAGCCAAUGCAUCGGGAUCGAAGAUCAAGAAGCUCAAGGCACUGGAGGAUUUAGCGACAGCCGAGGCAGAAGCAGCCGAGGCUGUUUCGGGCAAGCAGCUAGAGGAGCAGCUAGAUGAUGAUCUUGCGAACAUGAUCAAGUGUAUCGAUGAGGCCGAUGAGGUGGCCCCUGGAACCCCACCGACCAAACAGAACCGCCGCCGUCACAGUAAGAAGCGCCCAGCCACCCCAAGCGGGGCCCCGAAUGAAAGUGAGGCUGAGACCGGUGAUGAUGGUGAUGGUGGUGAUCGAAAGGAGGCUCCGGAGGAGCCGUGGUCGCAGGAUCGGCAGCCGGAUGAUCCGGAGCUGCUGAAGACGGGCUGGUCUUGUCUCAGCCUCGAGCUGGGUGAGAAGCAGAUCGACAGCAGCAACCCGCCAGUGGACAACGCGAGCACGAUCAUCAACGAGAAUGCCUCGGUGACCGAGCUGAUCGAGUUGGGGGCAUCGGCUUCGCAGGUGACCUCUAACCAGGACCUUGGGAACCUCCUAGCCAUGGUCGGGCAGUUGCAAGCGCAGCUGCAGAAGCAGCAGGCGGAGAAGAAGCAGGCAGAGAAGCCUGCUCAGGAGCCCGAUUCGGACUAUGAUGGUCUAGCUUGGGAUGAGGGUCAGGAGUGUGAAGCAGAGGCCGAGGACAUCUUGAGUGCACAGUCAGAGGUUAGUACCGAAGCAGAGAAGAAGAAGAAGGAAGCCGAUUCCAAAGAGGCUGCCCUGCAAAGCCUCCGCUCGACCCACAACCUGAAUCCUGCCCCUUCUGCUGCUGCUCCUCAAUAA
Symbiodinium sp. CCMP2592 is the source of this 1446-nucleotide messenger RNA. The record is from the annotation of a GenBank genome assembly. NCBI's taxonomy places the organism in Eukaryota, Dinophyceae, Suessiales, Symbiodiniaceae.